This is a messenger RNA of Spirometra erinaceieuropaei, 4487 nucleotides long. The record is from the annotation of a GenBank genome assembly. Lineage: Eukaryota; Metazoa; Platyhelminthes; Cestoda; Diphyllobothriidea; Diphyllobothriidae.
AUGUCUGCAAAUUAUUCACUACCGCGACUGCAACGGCAGCUUCCUCUUCUCCUCGUAUUUUUUCUCAUCCUCCUGCUGAAUGUGCACACCACACAAGUAGCUGCCAGAGAGGGGAGUUGGCCAGAUCGUCUAGAAGAGGAAAUCCUCCAGAGAGGAGACGAGGAUGACGUGCAAUAUGACCUCGAAGAGGAGGUUGAGGAGGAGGAAGAAGAAGCGGUGGAGGAGCCAGGGCGUGCAACGAAUCCACUCGCGGCUGCCGGCUGGUUUAGACGAGUUCGUGAACGCAUCAGACGAGUUCGUGAACGCAUCGGACGAAUUCUGCGAAGACGCAGAUGCGAAGAAGCACGCUGCCGUCGACCGGCUAGACGUUACCCCAUCUUCACUGUGCCCUUGUAAUUUUCCAUCGACCGAUCUUUUAAUAUCUUACCUUUGUCACUUUGGAACACGCCUUUCCGAAUAAAACGUUCUUCUCGUACGGCAAUCUCCUGUCUUUAGUCAUUUUAUCACACCGCAUGUCUGUGCCUCGGGCCGUAGCUAUCGCCGAAUCAGCAUGGCCAUUUUCAGGUUGUCUGAGAAGCUGUUCGUCAUCUGUCCGCCAUCAUUAGACUUGAUUAUGCAUUUAUCAAUGCCUUCCAUUCAUGAUAUUCCUCUCGACGGUAAUUUCGAAAAGAUGUCAUGCAUCGACGGAAUUCGCAGAGCGCAUCACCGAAUUUUAACCCAGUUGUAGUGCCGAAGGCAUAAACACCGUCAAACCCAUUUUGGGGACGCAAAGCAAUAUUGGUAAUGACGAUGCUAGCGUCCACAGCAUUUGGCUGGACGUGUUACGCUUCUCUGGCAAUCUCAAACCAUUCAGCUGAAUUUUUACUCUCAUUGUGGUCCCAUCCGAGUCUAUUUUUACCUCGAAAAUAUUGGUUCGAUCAGGGCUUAUAUUACAAAUUGUGCUCUGAUUGAUGGCAGAGUAAAAAACUUCAUAAGCUCAGAUGGUUCGAACAAACAUCGUCACUGCAUAUAUUGAUUUCGUUGGCCACGGCUUCGAGUUAAUGACCCUGUCACCUCACUCGGAGAGCGACGAUCUAUUCAUGACGGUUACUGUUCUACAUAUAGCCCUCACUGCCAGCGAAGGACCACGUCUGGCUGCAAUGUUGAUUUAUACAUUUAACUAAGAGCUGCAUCUUAAGUGGUUGGUAAUACCGACGAUAGACUAGAAUUCCCAUUCUAUACGUACAUGUCUUUCAUGGAGCCUCAAGCUGUGAAUACAUCUCUGGCACUACGGCCUUCAAACCAGUUCCCGGGUAGGAAGAGUGGAACCCGGAUGUCAGUUGCAUUCUCUACGCCAUAAGUUUGAAGUAGGUUAGGGGGGCGGACAGAAGACGUCUGACAUCACGGGAGUUAGGCGACAGGGCGCCCUGAGCGAGGGCCUGGGUGCGUCAGUGAUUGGUUGCAGAUGAGCAGUGUCGCAUCAGACGCCCGCAAAAGUGUUUCUAUAUGCGCACAAAAAGGCGACUCUUUCAGGGCAUCUUUGCAGUUUUCAGUUCCCUAAACGCACUUGAGUUUUGGCUGUUGACUGAGGGCAAAACUCAGCCCAGUCAUGGCCUGAUAGUCAAGCAUCUGUGACACCUUCCCACUCCCCCCUCCCCCGCCCUAUUUUAGUGUGCGACUUCCGGGGUUCAGGACCCGCACCUUGACGCUCCAAUCCACACCCCCUGACAGACACAACCAUGGACCAAGAUUUUAACCUAUAGCAACAACACCACAACGGGUCAGAUGGGACGAAGAUUAUUGGACAGCCAUGCUCACAACCUGUGUACCCAGCCGGAGCGCAAGCGCACCCUCAGGCCAGGAACAAUGUGUCGAAGAACUGUCAGCGCAUACUAGGCUGCGAGGACCAUGGUUUCCUGAUCUUGACAAAGCAGACGCUUACGGACCUCUAGGCUAGUGACGUCAUAUACAAGACGAUAGGAAACGAAUUUAUUCGUCUUUACGCGUCUGCAUUGUGUAAAGUCCAGGGUCAUUAAACUGGUAAUGACCGGAAAAAGGCAGUCAUGCAGAACUUGGAACACCAAGCAGACGGCUACGGACGAAAAACUCACUCAACGGGAGAGUAUAAUAGCCGCCAGCCCAAACAACCCCGUGGCGGCCCAUCCACCUGCCACUGGGUUGAUGACUCAUAAAGCACGCAGCACGCCUCCAAACAUCCCCCAUAUGGCCGGGGACGCGAAAAGGGCAAAAAUCGAUCAGGCGAAGUCCGACUGUCUCGGGCAGUCAUUGGCGCUUCGUGCAUUUGGUGUUCUUUUUGGCUACGUGUCCCGAAACGGCAGCAUUUCAAUAAAUGAGUCCUGAUGAACACUUUGUCCGUCCAGAAAUACGGUUAUGCUCAUUGUUUAAGUGUGUGAAUCUUCACACUUUACACGAGACCGAAUAUGCUACAAGCAUGCCCUUCCGUCGUCUGAGGUGUCACUACUGCAUACCUUGCGUGUAGUCCGUCGGUGGGGUAGAACAGACGCCGGUGUUCGAGAUGUCCUGAAGUAUUUUGAAGCACCAAUUUUAUGGGUCACCAGAAUAGUGAAAAUCACAUGUAACCUCAGUCAGCCGAAUCCUCUCACCACAUACUCAACAAUCGCGGAGAGGAUUAUUGUGACAUGACACCUACCAAAAUGGAUUUGGGAAUGGUUGUUUUAGUUUAGGUUGGUUUCCUCCAAAGGAAGACAGAUCGGUUACGGUCAUUGACUGUGCUAGAUUAAUGAGCAAAUUAGAAUUAGAUAAACGGCGCCUCAAACAGUGACAAGAUAACUAUGAUGGUUCACACUGCGCCUAUUUCUGUUUGUUGUACUCACAACAGUGAGAAACUCGUGGUGAAAUCUCCGGUUUUAAUUGCAUGGGCUCAGAAGCUUCUCACCCUUUCCAUCUCCAGAACGAAAAUCAAAACAGUCAUUGAGAUGUUUGGUUGAAGAAGUACCUCUAACCAGCUGGGUCUGUAUGGCCUAUGUGUAGCUCUAUGGGCUAUAUGGACCCAUAUUUAGCGGCAGUGUGUAGGGGAUAUUUCGGGCGACAGACGUAAUGUUCAACGAUGAUAUAAAGUGUCCCGCCAUUUGUACGUUCCCCAGUAAUGAUCUUGUUAGAGACAUUGAGAUUUCAGCUGCCAUAUUGUGCCUACCAGAGGAGAGGAAAGUACCGUUAUGACAGAGGGUAGAUAAGGCACUGAUCCCUGUCAGAUAGUGGGGCAACCGCAUGGUUUAUAGGCCGGGUUAUUUACUUUAGGGAACAAGUUUGUGCCAGAGAGAGAGAGAGAGAGAGAGAGAGAGAGAGAGAGAGAGAGAGAGAGAGAGAGAGUGAUAAAUGGGCUCCGCUGUGGCUGUUGCGUGAGGGUGAGUUUCUUUCACGUAUUUAUCGGACUAAAAAUACGACAGUGUAAUACCUUUUUGACAAUACCAGCAAACGGGCAGUAAAUCCAUUUACUAUUAUCACUAAGUUGUAAAAUAUAGUGACCUCUUUAAAUUGGUGACGAUGGGGAGUAUCAAAAUCUGAGGUGCCACAAAACUCUUAGUUGUCUUGCUCUUUUGCUCAACGCAAAUACUCCCGGGGUAUGUAACCAUACAUCAUUCCCUUGUCGAUAGAUGAUUUGGUCAACAGUCUUCACAACGUACUGGCCCAAAUUAAAGUAUUACCUCGGCUGUCAGAUACGUGGAUGUAUAACACUUGUAAUGGGAAAAUUGAGUAUCUAAUCCCAGAAGAAAAAGGGCAAAUGUCGGGUGCUUGGAAUCAGCAUCAACAAAAAUUACAGGACACAUUGCACCAACCAACGCGUAGAAAUGCGAGGCCUCCCUGAUCGUUUUGCUGAAACAAGUCAGUUCUCUGGAUGGCCCUCGCCAACACACUACCUGAACUCGUUAAUUGGAUGGCCUUGUUGAGAGAAACUUCCCCCCUACGACGAACUCCGCAAGUGCAUCGGCACGUGCAUCGGCGAACACGUGAACCAGUGCACUUGUAAGCCAGUCCAUACCAAAACCGCCAACUCCACAAUAAAUAAUUGCUAUCUCGUGGGUGGACACCAACUGUUUAUUCUACUGCAUACACCAACUGACCAAAAAAUUAUAAAAGCCAGUCUACAUCAAGGAACUGCCUCAUACCAGUGCACAGCGAACAUGUCUGCAAUUCAUUCACUGCUACUACUUCAACGACAGCUUCCUCUUCUCCUCGUGUUCUUCCUCAUCCUCCUGCUGAAUGUCCACACUACGCAAGCAGCUGCCAGGGAGAGGAUUUGGCCAGAUCGCCUAGAAGAGGGAAUCCUCCCGAGAGGAGUCGAGGAUGACGUGCAAUAUGACCUUGAGGAGGAGGAGUGGGAGGAAGAAGUGGAGGAGCCAGGACGCGCAGCGAAUCCACUCACGGCAGCCGGCUGGUGGGGACGAGUUCGUGAACGCAUCAGUAGAGCCCUACGAGGACGCCUACCCGUAGUUAUACGUCGUCGUCCCCCACCACCUAGACCUUAA